AUGAGGCGAGCUUCCUUCUUCGCAGUAGUCUGUUCCUUGUUGGCUGUCUCAACAGUCUUCGCCGACGAAGAAGAAGAGGAACCACCGUACGAUGUGUACGAUAAGAUUCUUGAGGAUUUCGAUGUAGACACAAUUAUCAAUAACGAUCGGCUCUUGGAUUCCUAUCUUAAAUGUUUCUUCAACACUGGUCCUUGUUCGGAAAUUGCUGAAAUGGUUAAAGGGAAGAUACCAGAGGUGUUUUCGACCGUCUGCGGCCUUUGUACCGAUAAGCAGAAAGGUCUCUUCAAGCACAGUUUGGACAUCUUCAUCCCGAAGCGGCCUGAUGACUGGAAGCACAUCCUGGAGAUCUACGACCCUGAUGGCUCAUACUGGCCCAAGAUCAAGGAGUUCCUGGAGACGCAUUGA
Nezara viridula (southern green stink bug) is the source of this 405-nucleotide messenger RNA. Lineage: Eukaryota; Metazoa; Arthropoda; Insecta; Hemiptera; Pentatomidae. The record is from the annotation of a GenBank genome assembly.